AUAGCUUUCCAUUUGUCAUUGAUUCUUCAAUAUUGGCAGCAGUCAUUGAUGAAUUAUUUAAAUAGUCUCAAGAAUUAUGAUUUUGUUGAAGGUUAUUAAAUACAUUCAUGGACAUUCAUGGAUAUUUUACUGAUGUUUGUCGAGCUCCAGUUUGUAUUUUGAAUUGUAGUGUGUUGUCAUGCAAUGUUAAUGGCACUACAUUUCAAGUUUAUAGGCGAAACUUUGUUAAAUAUGGUGUUCAUCAAUUUGAACGUUUCUGGUUUCAAUGUAUAUGCAUUUAUGCAUGCCUGUAUGUCUAUAUGUAUGCCUAUGUAGCCAGGUUUGCCUGGUUUGCGCGCUGACAGGCUGGAUCUGGGUUCGGUUUGGACCAGAUUCAGUGCCUAAAAUGCCUCGCUAUGAUGACCGUUUUGGAAACACCCGGCUCUAUGUCGGUCGACUAUCUUCUCGAACACGCACAAGAGAUCUUGAAGAUCUUUUCGGGAAAUAUGGAAGAGUCCGAGAUGUGGAUCUGAAGCACGACUUCGCAUUCAUUGAAUUUAGUGAUGCUCGAGAUGCGGAUGAGGCAAGGUACUAUCUGAAUGGCAGAGAUUUGAAUGGGAGUCGCAUUGUUGUCGAGUUUGCAAGAGGGGGACCAAGAGGAGGAGGUGGUGGAUCUCGUGAAUAUCUAGGGAGGGGGCCGCCUCCUGGUUCUGGAAGGUGCUUUAACUGUGGGAAUGAUGGUCAUUGGGCUAGAGACUGCAAAGCUGGGGAUUGGAAAAAUAAAUGUUAUCGAUGUGGAGAGCGGGGUCAUAUUGAAAGGAACUGUCCUAACAGUCCAAAAUCAUAUAGCAGGCGUGAGCGCAGCCCUUCUAGGUCACGUUCCAGAUCACUGUCUCGUGGACGUGGAAGGAGCCGCAGCCCCAGUUACAAAAAUCGCAGCUACAGAUCACCCAGUUCACCAAGGAGGGAUGCUCGGAGCACCGUGCAAGAUGAGAGAAGAUCAAGAAGUCGAAGUUACAGCCGCAGUCCAAGGAGGGGUAGAAGGCACAGUCCAGCAAUGGACGAUCGCAGGAGUAUUAGUCCUGUAUCUGACAGUCCAAAUAGGCAGAGUGAUGACAGAAACAAUGUUAUGAGAAAUAGUCGCAGGAGUGAAAGCCCAGCAUCAGAUGAUGGUCAUGGGCCAAGAGACAGUGCUAGUCCCGAGAGGGACAGUCCUGGAAGGUACCAAAGUCCAGCGGCAAAUGGCAAGUCCAGUCAUAGUCCAUCAGCUACUGCUAAUAAUCAAACUCCAAGCCCUGCAAGAGAUUCACCUGCUUUGAGAGAUAGCCCUGGUGCUAGCACCUAAACUUAUGAUCCGUCUCCAGGCUUACAUCAGUGCACUUAUUUUCUGUUGAAGAGUAAAAGCUUAUGCUUAUGGAUUCUGGAAGAUCAAAUUCUAACUGUCUAAGUAUGCUAUUUUUGUUGUAGGAUUAGACAACUGGUGUGCCUAUGGAACAUUUUUUAAGGUGUGGUUCAAUCUUUAAUUGUAAUUGACUUGUUGCAUAAAUUAUUUAUUUUUGGCAGUCAUUUCAACUA
This is a messenger RNA of Cryptomeria japonica (Japanese cedar), 1554 nucleotides long. RefSeq names its product serine/arginine-rich splicing factor RS2Z33. The transcript has 7 exons. Gene Ontology annotation, cellular component: nuclear speck. The record is from RefSeq and is a predicted model, not a curated record. Bases 266 to 1324 code for a protein of 352 amino acids. NCBI's taxonomy places the organism in Eukaryota, Viridiplantae, Streptophyta, Pinopsida, Cupressales, Cupressaceae. Gene Ontology annotation, molecular function: zinc ion binding; mRNA binding. Gene Ontology annotation, biological process: mRNA splicing, via spliceosome.